AUGCAUGCCUGCACGCCAUCUCCCGCCAUGGCAUCUGCCGCCAUGGCAUCUGCCGCCAUGGCAUCUGCCGCCAUGGCAUCUCCCGCCAUGGCAUCUGCCGCCAUGGCAUCUCCCGCCAUGGCAUCUGCCGCCAUGGCAUCUGCAGCGGGCUUGCCAUGUCAACAAGUAGCACACGGCGCAGCAGCAGAGCGCGGAUGUGCCGUGCCAUGCUUGGUACACCGUACACCCCAGCCCCGCACUGCCUAG
Closterium sp. Yama58-4 is the source of this 246-nucleotide messenger RNA. NCBI's taxonomy places the organism in Eukaryota, Viridiplantae, Streptophyta, Zygnematophyceae, Desmidiales, Closteriaceae. The record is from the annotation of a GenBank genome assembly.